AGGAAAUGGCCGCCAUUCAGAUUUGCUCACCUGGCGCCACUGUAGAGACUUGAAUGACCCUAUGGAAUAUUAGAGACACGUUCAUCAAAGACGGGUUGCAGCAUAAAGAAAAGUGAAAAAACGGUUACAGUGCCAUCCUGGACAACUUGGUGAAGUUUGACCAGUGGACACAGGAUGACUGCGUUGCCAUUCCUCUAUCCUGUAGAUGUGGGUGUCGUCACCUCUGGAGGACUUCAUGCAUUACUGCACAAAUACACUUUGGAGGGGAAUCUUACAAAGCUAAAGAAACUGCUGCAGACAGGUGUGGAUGUGGACUGUGUGAAUCACCUGGGUCAGACUCCACUCUUCUGCGCUGCUCUUCUGGGCCAUGUGAAGGUGACAGAGCUGCUUCUUCAUUAUGGAGCUGACCCAAACCAUUGCUGUGAGGACUGGAGCACCCCAGUUCAUGCAGGAGUAUUUUCCUGUAAUGCUUCGGUGGUGAGUGACCUGUUGGAUGCUGGAGGAGACCUGAGGCUCCAUGAUAUGGAAGGCAGGACUCCUUUUGAUUGGCUCAGGGCUGUAAAGCAGAGUGACAGUGCACAGAUGGUAGCCUUCCUGGAAAACUGUAUGUCCUCUAUGCAACAGCUGUGCCAGAACCCAACUACGAAGAAGCUCUAUGGUAGACACAUGUCAAGCUCCAUACUUUUACAACGUGCAUCUUUACUAGAUCGCAUAAAGACAAGUGCUAUUGACAUGCAGUUCAAUCAGAAGAAACGCAUCACGUCCCCCUACACAACAGCCCUGUGUCUGGGCUUUGGAAAGGUGUGUGUAAAUGAGCCAUGUCAGGCUUUUGCUUGGCCAGCAUCUAUUCCACUGAUCAAAGAAAGUGAUCUGACCCAGGCUGAUGAUGAACCUGUGCUGUCUUUCACCUGUGGUUCUUUGACCUCCAUGACCAAUUGCAGCUGGAGACACUCCAGGGUCACAGUGAAGAAAAUGAUGGACAGUCGUGCAACUUACUUGGAUCUGCUCAUCAAAGAACAAGAAUAUUGCAGCCAACUGUUACACCCACAACUGCUGCAGCUGAUGGGAGUGAGUCUCUCCGAUGAUCUCCAGAAGACGAGUGUGGUGUUUGAGCGAGUCACUGUCGGUACACUCCACAACCUGCUGCACAACAGGCGCACCGAGUUCCCGGUGCUGCAGGAAAAAUGGCUUCUGUCAGUGAUGUUGCAGGUUUGUGAAGGUCUGCAGUAUCUCCAUGGGCAAGGCCUGGUGAUGAGAGCCUUGUCUUCACAUGGUGUGGUCCUCACAGAGCUCACAGUAGCCAAACUUACUGAUUUAGGCUUCAUGGUCCCCAGCAAAGGCAGUUCAUGUGUCAAACCCCCCAAGCACAUAGCCCUGCCCCCCAGCUUGUACAGAUGGGCUGCUCCAGAGGUUUUUAAACAGAAACCCUGCACAGUGGAGGCUGACAUCUACAGUCUAUGUGCUCUGAUCCAGGAAGUGUACACAGACAAUGAACCGUGGGGAGCUGUGAGCCUGGAUAUGAUUAAAAAAGCAAUGGACGCAGGCCAGGUCCUGGCAGUAAACAGCAGCAUUCCACAGCCUUACUAUGAUGUGGUGCUGACUGGCCUGCAGCAGCACCCACAGGACCGCACAUACAGCCUGCACUGCCUGUGCCAAAUACUGCAACAGGAUAUCAAGUGUUUGUCCCCGGAGGAUCAGCUGGGCGGUGGUGAGCUGAGUGAUUAUCCAGAACAAGAUCUGGGAUCUGGUAUUCAGACCACAACACAGCACAGGAUUGUGGGAAAGCCAGUAAAGCACGUUGUUUUUAGCACUGUAAAGCCAGUCAAAAUGAAGGCAGUGGUGGACAGACAGUCUCACCAAGACAGACAACUUCAUAAACAGUGGUACAGUGCAGCAGUGUCUGAGCUGGGGACGGAAAGAGUAGAAUAUUCAGAGGAAGAAUCUGUGCACCACCAAGUGGACACUCACACAGAGACAGAGUCAGAAACAGAACGUUCUGAGGAAGAACCUGAUGUAGAGGAAAAUAUAGACAGAGAGAUAUUGGAGCAGCUGGAAAUCCUGAAGCUGCCCAAACCUACAGCGGAUCAGCAGAUCAACACUUUUGUGGUCGACCUCAAAGUGUCUCAGGAGCUGCUGCGACAGGCCAACCAGAGCCUGGACACGGUGGAGGAUCACCUGGACUCAGAAAGGUUUAGAGAUGCUCCUUCCAGUAUCACAGUCUCCUCUAGUGCACCCUCUAUGUUCUCCCUAUCUACAAAUCACCCUGGAGAAGGUACUGCUGCUGCUGGACUUAAUUCAAACCAGUACAGUCCCUUAACACAAAGAGGAAAUGACUGGUCAAAGAAUCUGGAGGCUCAGCUCCAGGACAGAAACUGGGAACUGCUGAGCGAGGUGGAGCUGGCCUUAUGGCUGAGACACUAUCCAGCUGAACAGCAGCAUUUUGAGCAGGACCGGCUGCUGCAGCUUUCUUCUGACUGUGACAUGGCAGAGUUUUAUUCAGUUAAAACUCAUCACAGCGAAAUGGAGCUGAGCCAAAAGCAACAGUCAACCAGCUCACAGGAAAGUUCAGAUGUCUCAGGAGAUGCGUGCAGGCCAGCAGCAGCAAGUGGAAAUCCACUGAUGGAUUCUCACAGAACCAAUUAUGAGAGCUUUACAAAUACCUGUAAGGAUCCAGGUGUCAGUGGAACACAGACACAGUAUAAACCCAACGCUUACAUGGCUUCGUCAGACGUGGCUCUGCUGGCUGAACUCUCCAGUAUCACAUGCUCCCCGGCUGUCCCUCAGGAGAAACUCUACAGUAUCUAUAGCAACAGACAAGGCCCACCCUGUAACAGUACCCCACGUAACUCAGACUUACACAGGCGUGUGAUGACAGAUAUUAUGAAGGCCAAACUCCCAGACUUCCCUGCCUGCAGCCACCGCAGUACUGAACAUCCGUGGACUGAGAGCUCCUCCAUUCCAAAAGCAAGCUCAUCAAAGGUUCAUAUACUCAUUUCAUUCACCAGUGGUUCCUACACUCCUCUGCCUCAAUCUUUGGAGGCCGACACUGCCAGCAGUCUUCAGGGCUUCAUCACAGCCAUCCAGGGGGAAGAGCUGUUCAGAGAUUCUGAAUCUCCCAGCUCCAGUUUCCACAGAUGCUACAGCAAUUCUGUGGAGGGCGAGCACAAAGAAGAAGAGAACAGAGAGAGUGCAGGAGUAUCUGAGCAGGGGCAAAGUGAAGAGGAGACAGAGAGAAGCACUGACAGUCAAAAUGUGAUGGAUGAAGAAGAAGAAAAGAAGGCAGUUGAUGAGUCACAGGAAAUAGCAAGAGGACAUAAUGAACAGUGCACAAAAGGGGAGGAAGAGACUGAUGAGAGAGGGAACCGUGGUGAAAAAUGCAGUGAAGAAGAGAAGCCUGACAAGUGUAACACAAAGGACCCAAAGGAGAAAAAGCUCAGCUUCUCUUCCGAGUUGUGGCACAGUCUCAGUUUAUCGGAGGACACCAACAGAGCUCACUCAACACUUGAUGAUGUGCUGCAGCAGUUUGAGGAGGAGGAGUGGGAGGAGGGCACCACAUAGAGUCCUGUGCUCAGGUACCUAAAGCUACAUUCCAGACAUGUGCAGAGUUAAUGGCUGGGUUAAGUGAAAUAAAAAACAUAAGCAGACACAUGGACGACAUCAGUAAUUAAUGCAACACAUUUUCAUUCAUAGUUGAUGUCACACUUCAGCAACUGGAUUCUUUACAUCCCAGAAAAAUAUGGAAUAAAAGUAUAUUUCUUCUGUGGGGUCUCUGAAGGGCAGAGCCAAGCUGUCACUAAAGCUUACUCAGCAUUUUUAGAUUAUAACAGUGAUACAUCAACAACAAUCCUGUCUAAUUAAUUGAUUAAGAAAGUAUAACACAGGUCUUUUUGAGAUUCUUGUUUGAUGCCAUCAAUGGAAUAGUAACUUCAAGUCAAAGCUUAAUUUUUUUUAUUUGACGGAAAUUUUUGCCGCCGCCUAUCACCCUAUGUCAGCUGAGAUUGGCACAGCAGGAUAAAGCGGUAGAUAACGGAUGGAUGGAUGGAUGAGAGAAUUUUUGUUUUUGUUGUGUUUUUAAUUACAGGAUGGUUGGAGCACAUCCAGAGUCUGUGAGCCAAACAAAGGUGUGUUUGGAAAUUUAGCUGUAUUUUGUUUCAGGUCUUUGAAUUUCCAUUGACGUUUGUAUUUUGUUGUUACUAAUUUGUUGUCUUCAUGCAAGAUUUGUUGUUCUGGAAGAGUUCACUUGCUUUAUUUCAAUAUGUCUUUAGGCGAGAGCAUUAAUUAUUUGAAAAUGUUAAAAAGAAAUACUC
Molecule: messenger RNA, 4307 nt
Organism: Solea solea (common sole)
Lineage: Eukaryota; Metazoa; Chordata; Actinopteri; Pleuronectiformes; Soleidae
Product: inactive serine/threonine-protein kinase TEX14-like
Exons: 21
Coding region: 175-3558 (1127 amino acids)
Biological process (GO): mitotic sister chromatid separation; male meiotic nuclear division; mitotic spindle assembly checkpoint signaling
Cellular component (GO): midbody; kinetochore; intercellular bridge
Molecular function (GO): protein binding; ATP binding; protein kinase activity
Source: RefSeq, a predicted model, not a curated record